This is a messenger RNA of Daktulosphaira vitifoliae (grape phylloxera), 1856 nucleotides long. RefSeq lists its product as uncharacterized. Bases 128 to 1477 code for a protein of 449 amino acids. The transcript has 8 exons. Gene Ontology annotation, cellular component: Ndc80 complex; kinetochore. NCBI's taxonomy places the organism in Eukaryota, Metazoa, Arthropoda, Insecta, Hemiptera, Phylloxeridae. The record is from RefSeq and is a predicted model, not a curated record.
UAUUACAGUAAACAACAUUCCACGUAAACCGUUGCACAAUACCAUUUUCUAUUUGUUGAUGUAGAAUAUGCAAGUUGUCUGUUAAUAAAUUUUAUAUUUAUUUUUAAUUAAUUUUUUUUUUAUUAACAUGAACAAUCAUUUGAUGACUGCCAGUAAAACUCCAUGUGGUAGAUCAACUGCAUACUUGGAGUAUAGUAACUUAAUAAAGGAAAUAAACAAUUAUAUGCCUGAAUUCAAUGCAUCUAUUAAAGACUUACAAGAACCGUCUCAAACUUUUGUAACGCAAUUUUACACAGAUGUGUUCAGAGAAUUUUUUUGCAAUGUGAUGAACCUGACAGACAUUCCAGCUUUUUUAAAUCUAACAUACAUUGAAAUGUACAACGAAACAGUACCAAUAGUGCAGAUGUGUGAAGCGUUAAGAUUUAUGUUUACAAAAUUAGGUGUCGAUGAUUUUGGUUUAAAUGAUAUUUGUGAUCCAAAUCCCAAGAGAACUUAUAAAUUAUUACAAACAAUGAUAAAUUUUAUCAAGUAUAGCGAUGAAAAAAUUAGUCAAACAGAUGAAAAAAUGAAAAGAGUCAGAAAUUUGAAGAUUAUAGAAUAUAAUUUAAAGAAACAAAAAGAGUUAUUGAAAAGUUCUAUAAAUCAUAAGAAGUUAUUAUUUAAAAAGUAUAGUGAAGAAAUAAAUAAUCUAACUGAGGAUCUAAUUGAAAGUAAAGCAGAAUUGAAGCAAUUUUUACUGCUCAAAGAACAUGCUUCAAAAGAGAUGGAUGAUGUGAAGCAAGAACAAGAAUCAAUUGAAAAAAGUAACAAAUAUUUCAUUGAACAAAAAAAUAGUUUAAUAAAAGAUAUAAAUAAACUCCGCGAGCAAAUAGUCGAAACUCCAGAUUUGCUAAAAGCUGAUCAUGAAAAACUAAAAAGAACAAAGAUGGAAACCAUAGAGAAAAAGAAAGCUACUUUGAACCAAAUCAAUGCAAUAAAACAAACGUUGAAGAUAUUGAAACAAGAAUUGGUUGCUCAAGAAAGUCGAUAUCGUUUGUUGUUCGAUCAAACUCAACAAAUUGCUUUUAUAACAGAAAAAGAAAAUGAAUUUGAUGAGUUAACUAAGAAUUUAAUCGAUCAUCGAGAAAAAUAUGAAAAUCUGGUAGAAAACAUUGAAAUGCUGAAUAAUGAACAUAACGAGAUGUUACACAAAAUCAAUGUCUUAAGUAUUGAAAUUGAAAAUGAAAAAUGUUCGAUAAAUAAUAAAAUUGGAGCUCUACAACUGGAACUAGACGAAAAGCUGAAAAAAAUGAAAAAUAUUAAUGAAUCCAUAAAAAAAAUAGCAAAUGAGAUAGACAUUUUUAGAUUGAAAGAGAGUGAGUUGCGACAAAUCGUAACUGAUAUUCUACGAGAUUUCAAUGAAUAUUCAAAUUUAAUUAUACAUAAACAAAACUGCUAUAAAGAAGAAUUGACAAAGAAAUUAAAAAAAUUAAUUUAAUAAUCUUGGUCACGUAUGGAAAUAGCGAUUAUUUGUAAUCUUUAUACACAACUCAGAAUUAUAUUUUAGUAGUUAUAUUUGUAUAGACAUUUUUUUAUUGAAUAUUUAUAAAAUAAAAUAAAUUAAAGCUUUGUGGUGGAAUCCUAUACAUACUUAUUUAUUUAUGUUUUACAAAAUCUAUAUAUUUAAAAAAGUACUUUUGUAAACACCAAAUAUGUGCUGGGUAGUCGGCCUUUUUUUUUAGUAUUCCGCAUUUAUCCGAUUCAUAAUUUUGUUUUAAACAUAAUCAUAAUUAAGUAUUUUAAAUAUAUUAUUAUUAGUCUUAUUGUUUGGUUUACUAAAUUAAGACCAUACUAGAAAAAAAUAUUCUUGCUCUUAU